This is a messenger RNA of Ostertagia ostertagi, 573 nucleotides long. Lineage: Eukaryota; Metazoa; Nematoda; Chromadorea; Rhabditida; Trichostrongylidae. The record is from the annotation of a GenBank genome assembly.
AUGGAUAGACAAAGGAGGUCGGAAGAGCAGAGUGAAGAGGUCACAGCACUGUCGGCCUUAUGGCCACCAAGUUCACAAUCACUAUCGAAAUCUAAAUCGGGAUUCACAUUGAAACAACACCGUUUACAUAAGACACAGUCUGAGCCUGAUAUUACGAAGCCUACGAAGCAACUGCGCCCAUCGACGAGUGGAUCCAAGGACAGAAGCUAUCUGGAUCAGCAGAAAGUGGUCCAACCGAAGCAACUCAUGCGAAGCAAGGCACCUCAAGAUGUAGACAUGAAUGACUUCAUUGUAAAAGCGGCUGCAUCGCAGGUUGUUGUCGACCCAGCUCUAGUGAAGAAAAAAGGCAAUAUCGAUGACGAAAUAGCAGAUCCAGUCAAGACGAAAGCUCGUCUGAAACAAGUGGAAGAUGAAAUGAAAUCGGUGAAUGCAACCAUUGAAGAUGACAAAAAAGAUGUUAAAAAAGAUGCCCAACCAGGGAUCAAAUGGGGAGAUGCAAAAUGUGUCGUUUAUGAGACAAGAGAUCAAGUAACCCUAGAAGACGAUAUCGAUGACGCUGCAGAUGUGUAUUGA